CCAUGUAGAAAAAAGACAAGAAGAAUGAGGUGUUGGACAAAGAUUUUAAGACAGAAGGAAUUAUUUAUUCAUAUAUAAAUAGUUGAGUUGAGUUGAGAAGGCGCACUUGUUAGUAGAGAGGGGUGAGUGAGGGAAGAUGUUUCCAAGAGAGAAUCAUAGUAACGGCUAUGAGCAGGUGGGUGGCAUGGAUCACACCCAUUCCCACAUCCACAGAGAGCGAGUCCGUCGCGGCACUCGCAGGUUACGUGGCUCCUCUUCCUCUCCAUCUCUUAGGGUUUUCGACCAAUCGCAACCGAACCACCACCGACCUCCCUGCACUGAUUUCGACGUCGCCUACUUCCAUUCCUACGCUCACCUCGGUAUCCACCAGGAGAUGAUAAAGGAUCGCGUGCGUACUGAAACUUACAGGGAAGCAAUCAUGCAGCACCAGAGUUUCAUUGCAGGCAAAGUUGUGGUUGAUGUUGGAUGUGGUACUGGAAUCCUUUCUAUAUUUUAUGCUCAGGCUGGUGCAAAGCGGGUGUAUGCAAUUGAUGCCAGUGACAUUGCCCUGCAGGCAAAUGAGGUUGUGAAAGCCAAUAACUUGUCUGAUGUUGUUGUUGUAUUGCAUGGACGAGUCGAGGAUGUUGAAAUUGAUGAAGAGGUGGAUGUUAUAAUUUCGGAAUGGAUGGGCUAUAUGCUUCUAUAUGAGAGUAUGCUUGGAAGUGUUAUUAAUGCUAGAGAUCGAUGGCUCAAACCUGGAGGUCUUAUUCUUCCUUCAAGUGCAACGUUGUACAUGGCUCCUGUCACGCAUACGGACAGAUACAACGACAGUGUUGACUUCUGGCGCAAUGUUUAUGGAAUUAACAUGUCUGCCAUGGUACCAUUAGCUAAACAAUGUGCAUUUGAAGAACCUUCCGUAGAGACAAUAACUGGUGAAAAUGUUUUGACAUGGCCACAUGUGGUAAAGUACAUCGAUAGUUAUUCUGUUACCAUCAACGAGUUAGAAUCUGUAACAACCAAGUUUAAGUUCAAUUCUAUGAUGCGAGCACCACUACAUGGUUUUGCAUUUUGGUUCGAUGUUGAAUUUAAUGGGAAUGCAAUAGUAUCAACCAAUUACAAUUCAACAACUUCAUUUAUUGACAAUCAUCAGAUGAAUGGUAGUCAGAGGAAAAAGCGAACAAAUCCAAAUGAAGCACUGGUCCUGUCCACUGCGCCUGAGGACCCUCCAACACAUUGGCAGCAGACAUUGAUAUACUUUUAUGAUCCCAUAGAGCUGGAACAAGAUCAACUCAUUGAAGGUUUAGUGACAUUGUCGCAAAGCAGAGAAAAUGCACGAUUUAUGAAUAUUCACCUUGAAUAUACUUCAGGUGGUCGAUCGCAUGUGAAAGAGUCUGUUAUGAGAUGAUAAUUUAAUUUCAUGUACGUGAGCAUUGUCUUUCGCAUCAACAUUCUCGGACUUCUGCAUAUAUAAUUUCUGACUCCGUUUCUCCUAGAGAACUGUGGGUAGGUGUUUGUUCUUCAAAUCACUAAUCUCUGCGUGCUAGAUUAGAAUGUAGCAACUGACGAACUUGUCACACCAUAGAGUUAGGCCAAUCACAUGCAAUUUUGUUGUAAUUUACAUCACUGAGGCGGAUUACUAUCGUGGGGCUUUCGCAUAUUUUGUUUCAAUUAUCUAUUGGAUUCUUACUGUAACAUAGAGCUGUUUUUGAACUGUACAUCGCGUGCGUAUUGAUAUAGACUUCAAUGUAUCAUCUUUGAGCAUCGUUGCCA
Vigna umbellata (rice bean) is the source of this 1749-nucleotide messenger RNA. RefSeq names its product protein arginine methyltransferase 6 (gene PRMT6). The record is from RefSeq and is a predicted model, not a curated record. Gene Ontology annotation, biological process: chromatin remodeling; peptidyl-arginine methylation, to asymmetrical-dimethyl arginine. Gene Ontology annotation, molecular function: histone methyltransferase activity; protein-arginine N-methyltransferase activity. Lineage: Eukaryota; Viridiplantae; Streptophyta; Magnoliopsida; Fabales; Fabaceae.